AUGGUGACCGAAAAAGCUUCAAUUGAGUCUAGCAGUGAGGACUCGGACCUGAGAAGGGACAUAGAGGCUGUAAGCCUUGUAAGCGAAGAUGAGUCGGAGCGGGACAACAGCGAGAUUAGCAAUGCAGAGACGGAUGUGGGGCCCUUUAUAGGAGGAUCAAAAGUAGCAAACAGCAGCCGGCCAAAACCCGAUAAGCUUCACUCGAUUUACGACGACGAUAGCGAAAGCGAAGAUUCUAAUGAUGAGACGCCGCCAGAGCACAUGGAUGAGUCUCGUGUCAACAAGCAAAGUCACACUAUUUUCACAUUCAACCUUCCCUUCGGCGGCAAAAGCUUACUGCCAACGUCACCCUUCACCAGCUUGAAGAAUACGUUUAUGCCAAUGUCCAGUGAGGACAAAAACAAGACGAAAAGCAGGCGGAAAAUAAAGCUGAAGCUCAAGAGACAGGAAACAAUAUCGUCAGUAGAGGAGAUCGAGCUUUUCAAAGACCAGAAAGGAAUAGACAACGUGAGAGCAAGGGCAGUAAAACGGGCACUAAAACCAGAGUCCCUGUUUCAUACGAUACGAUCUUUUUCUUUGGACCAACAAGCUCAGACACAUGAUGGGUAUGAAUGCGAGAGACUGGAAUCGAUCUGGAACGAGCUUAACGGGAACAUCGUGAUUUUAGGCGGUUACAGAGGCAGUAUUUUACGAGAUGCAGAAACCAAAAAGAGAGUGUGGAUACCAAUACGUGCCGGUCUAAAUAUACGAAAGGUUGACCUAUUGAUAGGGCCCAAGGACGAAGAUGAGAUUGAGGCGCAACAUAAGCUGUAUGCUGAUGGAAUGCUGACGCAUCUAGGUCCUGUGGACGUUUGCAAAAAGCUGAUAAAAAAGCUGCGUAAUAAUAUCAAUGUCUCUAUCGAGGAAUUCGGGUACGAUUGGAGGUUAUCACUAGAGAUACCGGCAAAACAACUGGCUAAGAAAUUACAGGAGAUUUAUGAUAAACAAGAUGAAAAAAAAGGAACCUAUCUGAUUGCCCAUUCCAUGGGCGGACUUGUUGCGCAUAAAGUCUUGCAAGAUCAUACUCAUCUAAUUCGGGGCAUAAUCUAUGUCGGAUCGCCCAGUCAAUGCGCCAACAUCCUUGGCCCAUUGCGCUUUGGAGACGAAGUGAUCUUCAAUAAGUCCAUUUUAAGCGCGGAAGCCACCUUUUUCAUGAGAAGUAGCUUCUACUUUCUGCCAUUCGAUGGAAGAUGCUUUGCAAACAAAGAAACACUGGAGCGUUAUGACCUGGACUUCUUCGACCCUGAUGUUUGGAAGAAAUACGGGCUCUCGCCAUUAGUAGAUGAAGAGAGGACUAAAUCCGAAGACGAGAUAAAAAUACCAUCGCCCGAUAAAGACCGAUUCAGCUUAAUCCCACACGUUGACAUGAUGAGAUCCUUAAGCUCAGGGAACGAUACUGUGUCAUUUCAAACACCUUACAAUGAAUGCGAAGAGUACCUCGUCAGAACUCUGAAGCGCACCAAAAAAUAUCUGGCAAGCCUUGACUACGAUGAAACGAAAAGCUACCCUCCUUUGGCAAUCGUUUACGGUAACAGGGUACCCACCGUGCGCGGAGCCAAGGUUUCAGACAGAGAUCAAAUCAAACGUGGCGAGUAUGAUGAAUUCUACUAUGGCCCCGGUGACGGCGUAGUGCACCACAAAUGGCUUCUUCCAGAGAAACGCGGAUUCCCCGUGGUUGCCAAGGUAGCUUCUGAAUGCGCACAUGUGAGCCUUAUGACAGAUUUUGAAGCUAUGGCCAAGGCAUUCAUUUCAUUGGUGGACAACGAAAAAUGCUGA
Lachancea thermotolerans CBS 6340 is the source of this 1815-nucleotide messenger RNA. RefSeq lists its product as uncharacterized. The transcript has a single exon. The record is from RefSeq and is a predicted model, not a curated record. Gene Ontology annotation, biological process: lipid metabolic process. Gene Ontology annotation, molecular function: triacylglycerol lipase activity. Bases 1 to 1815 code for a protein of 604 amino acids. NCBI's taxonomy places the organism in Eukaryota, Fungi, Ascomycota, Saccharomycetes, Saccharomycetales, Saccharomycetaceae.